CCGCCGUUGGUUUUUUCUUUUGCUGAAAAUACAAAACAUUUUUACAUUUACAAAUAAAUAAUUAAAAUUUCCACUUGUGCUGAACUUUAAUUUUAGUAAAAUAAUCUGGAGAAAAAAAAAAAAGUAGCAAAUAAACAGAGGGGAGAGAAAGCAGCUAUCACUUGAGCGUCCAGAGCGACUGUUUCUCCAACGUGCGAGAGAGCAUCUCUGCAGAGCCGUCUCUUCUCCUCUCAUUCACGCGCCGUCUCUGAACCUCAGAUCAUUAUUAUCGCUUGGUCUCUCCAUAGAGAAUGGAAUUAGAUUCAGACAAGAACCUAUUAAAAACAGGUCUGGCUAUAAUAGCGACACUUGUUCUCGCCAAACUCAUCUACACCAUCUUCACAUCCUCUUCCAAGAAGAAGCGUCUCCCUCCCACUCUCAAAGCAUGGCCGCCACUCAUCGGAAGCCUUCUCCGUUUCUUGAAAGGUCCCAUCGUUAUGCUCAGAGACGAGUAUCCUAACCUCGGAAGCGUCUUCACAGUCAACCUCCUCCACAAAAAGAUGACAUUUCUCAUCGGUCCUGAAGUCUCCGCUCAUUUCUUCAAGGCCCCUGAGUCUGAUCUCAGCCAGCAAGAAGUCUACCAGUUCAAUGUCCCCACUUUUGGCCCUGGUGUUGUCUUUGAUGUUGAUUACUCUGUUCGUCAGGAACAGUUUAGGUUCUUCACUGAGGCUCUUAGGGUUAAUAAGUUAAAGGGCUAUGUGGAAAUGAUGGUUACUGAAGCUGAGGAUUUUUUCUCGAAAUGGGGAGAGAGUGGUGAAGUUGAUUUAAAGACUGAGCUAGAGCGUCUCAUCAUCUUAACUGCAAGUAGAUGUUUACUUGGUCGUGAAGUUCGUGACCAGCUUUUCGAUGACGUCUCUGCUUUGUUUCAUGACCUUGACAACGGCAUGCUUCCCAUCAGUGUUCUCUUUCCCUACCUCCCAAUCCCAGCUCACCGUCGUCGUGACCGGGCCAGAGAAAAGCUUUCCGAGAUCUUCGCAAAGAUCAUAGGGUCGAGGAAACGCUCUGGCAAAUCAGAGAACGACAUGUUGCAGUGUUUCAUCGAGUCCAAGUAUAAGGAUGGUAGGCAGACGACUGAGUCCGAGGUAACGGGUUUGCUUAUCGCUGCUCUGUUUGCAGGACAGCACACGAGCUCUAUCACUUCCACUUGGACCGGUGCUUAUCUGAUGAAGUACAAGGAGUACUUCUCUGCUGCUUUGGAUGAGCAGAAGAAGCUGAUGGAGAAACAUGGAGACAAGAUUGAUCAUGAUAUCUUGUCCGAGAUGGAUGUUCUCUACCGAUGUAUUAAGGAAGCGUUGAGGCUUCACCCUCCAUUGAUCAUGCUCAUGAGAGCCUCUCACAGUGAUUUCAGCGUGACGGCCCGGGAUGGUAAAACCUUUGACAUCCCAAAGGGUCACAUCGUUGCAACCUCGCCUGCGUUUGCCAACCGCUUGCCGCAUAUCUUCAAAGAUCCAGACAUGUACGACCCGGAUAGAUUCUCCCCUGGAAGAGAAGAGGACAAAGCUGCAGGAGCGUUUUCGUACAUUGCCUUCGGUGGAGGAAGGCACGGAUGUCUUGGAGAGCCCUUUGCUUACCUGCAGAUCAAAGCCAUAUGGAGUCAUUUGCUGAGGAAUUUUGAGCUUGAGUUGGUUUCACCGUUCCCUGAGAUCGAUUGGAACGCUAUGGUGGUUGGUGUUAAAGGCAGUGUGAUGGUGCGUUACAAGCGUCGCCAACUGUCUUAAAUAGACAGGUUUAAGGUUGUAUUGCGAAUCUGGUUGUUCUCUUUGCUUUUGUCCCUCUCUGGUUUUUAGUAUUGUUGUUGGUUUGUUCUUCUGCUUCUUUACCUGUUUUUCUUUGCCCUUUAAGUGAAACUUGAUUUCUAGUUUUCCAAGUUUGUUGGUACUGCCGAAUGUUCUAAUUCCAGUUGAGAUUUGUUUAGUUUAUGUUCUGUUACUACUCGCAUAGUUAAACCAAUUUUAC
Eruca vesicaria subsp. sativa (arugula) is the source of this 1995-nucleotide messenger RNA. NCBI's taxonomy places the organism in Eukaryota, Viridiplantae, Streptophyta, Magnoliopsida, Brassicales, Brassicaceae. The record is from the annotation of a GenBank genome assembly.